Messenger RNA from Mobula hypostoma (lesser devil ray), 10180 nucleotides. RefSeq names its product sema domain, seven thrombospondin repeats (type 1 and type 1-like), transmembrane domain (TM) and short cytoplasmic domain, (semaphorin) 5A (gene sema5a). Lineage: Eukaryota; Metazoa; Chordata; Chondrichthyes; Myliobatiformes; Myliobatidae. The transcript has 22 exons. The record is from RefSeq and is a predicted model, not a curated record. Bases 202 to 3453 code for a protein of 1083 amino acids. Gene Ontology annotation, biological process: axon guidance; semaphorin-plexin signaling pathway; positive regulation of cell migration. Gene Ontology annotation, molecular function: chemorepellent activity; semaphorin receptor binding.
GUGAGAUUCAGAGCGUAAGGCGCAGUGUAUGGACUCACUUCAACUAACCAAAACUCUGAAGCAAGUUUUAACUCCGGAGUUUGCUUGUAUUGCAUUCCAAUAAAUAGAUGCGUUUGGGAACCUGGAGUAUUUACUCGGUCUGUCCAGAUGCGCACAGAAAAGGAGUAAAGCGAGUGGGGAGAGACCAUUGCCAGGCAUACCAUGGCUCCUGUAAAGAGCAAUCGAUUCUGGAUACUUGUGGUUGGCAUUCAAGGUCUCUUUGAACUUGUGGGGGGAGUUAGGAGCAGUAGGUUAUCUGCUUCAGUGGAACAUGUGGACUGUCAGCGAGCAGAGCAUCCUGUUAUAACGCACAGAGACAUUGUGCCAUGGCUGCACAUAUUUAAAGCUGCAAAUGUAACGGACUACUCACAGUUGACCUUUGACCCUUCUCAAAAAGAGCUCAUCGUUGGAGCAAAGAACUACCUCUUUAGGCUGAAGCAGGAAGAUCUGACUUUAAUCCAGAAAGUGGAAUGGUCAUCGGACAAGAUGACAAAACAAAGCUGCUUCAGCAAAGGCAAAACUGAGGAGGAAUGUCAAAAUUACAUUCGGGUCCUGCUUAUCAACGGAAACACCAUCUUCACCUGUGGAACAAAUGCAUUUACUCCCAUAUGUACCAGUCGGAUGCUAACUAAUCUGACAGAAGUCCAUGAUCGCAUCAGUGGGAUGGCUCGGUGUCCAUACAAUCCACAGCACAAUUCCACUGCUCUGAUUACAUCUACUGGAGAACUUUAUGCUGCCACUGCUAUGGACUUCCCAGGGAGAGACCCUGCCAUCUACCGCAGUCUAGGAGGGCUUCCUCCGCUACGCACUGCUCAGUACAACUCUAAAUGGCUGAAUGAACCAAAUUUUGUGUCAUCCUAUGAUAUUGGAAACUUCACCUAUUUCUUUUUUCGGGAAAAUGCAGUGGAACAUGACUGUGGCAAAACUAUUUUCUCCAGAGUAGCUAGAGUAUGCAAAAAUGAUGUUGGAGGAAGAUUUCUCCUGGAGGACACCUGGACAACUUUCAUGAAAGCCCGAUUAAACUGUUCUCGACCUGGUGAAAUUCCGUUUUAUUACAAUGAGCUCCUAAGGACAUUCUUCUUACCUGAGCAAGACAUGCUUUAUGGAAUCUUCACUACAAAUGUGAACAGUAUUGCGGCUUCAGCUGUCUGCAUGUUUAAUCUGAGUGCCAUUACUCAAGUUUUUGCGGGGCCGUUUAAAUUCCAAGAGAAUUCUCGUUCAGCGUGGCUACCAUUUAUAAAUCCUAACCCUAAUUUUCAGUGUGGUACUGUCGAUUAUGGUCCUUACAUGAAUCUCACAGAGAGGAACCUCCAGGAUGCUCAAAGAUUUAUUCUUAUGCAUGAAGUGGUGCAGCCGAUAUUUCCAAUCCCUUUCUUUAUGGAGGACAAUAGUCGAUUUUCCCACAUAGCAGUGGAUGUAGUGCAGGGAAAGGAUAUGCUCUUCCAUGUUAUGUACUUGGCUACAGACUAUGGGACCAUUAAGAAAGUUCUUGUCCCUGUGAACCAAAGUGGGAGUGGCUGCUUGUUGGAAGAAAUAGAACUUUUUCCAGCUGAUCGACGAGAACCCAUAAGGAACCUCCAGAUCCUACACAGUCAAAGUGUUCUGUUUGUUGGUCUUCAGGAACAUGUGAUAAGAUUACCCCUCAAACGUUGCACCUUUUACAGGAGCCAAAGUUCAUGUGUGGGAGCUCGAGACCCUUAUUGUGGCUGGGACUUGGUCCUGAAGAAAUGCACAACAUUGGAAGAGAGCAUGAGUAUGACCCAGUGGGAGCAAAACAUCAGCUUGUGUCCAAUGAGAAAUAUGACAAUGGAUGGUGGUUUUGGACCUUGGUCACCAUGGGGACCCUGCAGCCAUUCUGAUGGCAAUGCCAUUGGCCUAUGCCUCUGUAGAACCCGCUCGUGUAACAGUCCAAUUCCACAGUGUGGAGGACGACAGUGUGAGGGUCUCAGGAUGGAGGUUGCAAACUGUUCCAGGAAUGGUGGCUGGACUCCUUGGACAUUGUGGUCUCCUUGCAGUACAAGUUGUGGGAUUGGAUUUCAGGUUCGACAGCGGUCUUGUAGCAACCCCACUCCUCGACAUGGAGGGCGUGUUUGUGUUGGACAAAAUCGUGAAGAGCGGUAUUGCAAUGAGCAUCUUCAUUGUCCUCCACACACAUUCUGGACUCCGUGGGGUCCUUGGGAACGCUGCACUGCGCAAUGCGGAGGAGGGGUACAGGCUCGAAGAAGAACAUGUCAGAAUGGUGAUGACUGUCCAGGUUGCAAUGUGGAAUAUCAACUUUGUAACACCAACUUGUGUCCAGAACUGAAGAAGACCACUCCUUGGACUCCAUGGACACCUGUUAACAUUUCUGACAAUGGAGGUCAUUAUGAGCAGAGAUUUAGGUACACGUGCAAGGCACGCUUGGCUGACCCAAACCUAUUAGAUGUUGGCCGUCAAAGGAUAGAGAUGCGGUACUGUUCCAGUGAUGGAUCGACAGGUUGUUCUGCAGGCGGGUUUUCUGGAAGCAUCUUACGAUAUGGGAGGUUUUCUGUUUACACAGUCAAUGGGGCUUGGUCUGCCUGGCUGCCGUGGACACAGUGUAGCAGAGACUGCAGUCGAGGAAUUCGAAGUCGUAAACGAUUGUGCAAUAAUCCUGAGCCAAGGAAUGGAGGAAUUCCCUGCCUAGGGCAAUCGGUUGAAUACCAGGAAUGUAAUAUCAUGCCUUGUCCAGUGGAUGGUGGUUGGUCAUGUUGGUCUUCAUGGUCCAAGUGCUCAGUUACUUGUGGAGGUGGACAUUACAUGAGGACACGGUCCUGCAACAAUCCUGCACCUGCCUAUGGUGGAGACAUCUGUCUGGGUCUGCAUACUGAAGAAGCUCUGUGUAACACACAUCCUUGUCCAGAUAACUGGUCAGUGUGGUCAUCAUGGUCAGAGUGUGGGGUAUCGGGUUCACAACGACGUACUCGCCACUGCAAAAUAUUAUUUCCAGUGGGUUAUCAGUGUUCUGAGAACAGCAGUGAGAGCCGAGCCUGUACCUAUGACUCCAAUUUCAUCCCGGAAGUAUAUAUUGCCAAGUCCAGUUCAGUGGAGAGAAGAUGUGGUGAAUUCAACAUGUUCCAUAUGAUUGCUGUGGGACUCAGUUGCUCCAUCUUAGGCUGUCUGCUGACAUUACUUGUAUAUACUUACUGCCAGCGGUAUCAACGGCAAUCCCACGAGGCCACUGUCAUCCAUCCGGUUUCUGCAGUUCCCCUCAACACCAGCAUUACAAACCACGUCAAUAAACUUGAUAAAUAUGAUUCUGUAGAAGCCAUUAAGGCCUACAACAAAAAUAACUUGAUCCUUGAAGAACGAAAUAAAUACUUCAACCCACAUCUGCAUCCAAAGUCUUUCUCCAACACUUAUUUCACAGACUUAAAUAUGUAUGAUGACUAUUAGAAUGGACAAUAUCUAAUACAGACUGGACUACUAACUAAAGGUCCCCUUUGAAUCUGGAAUGAAGAUGAGACCCAUAAUUCUAUUCUUGCCAUUUACUCGUCUAUAACAUAAGCAUCAGCGGCUACAGUAGAAAUGAUCCAGAAGAUGAUGAAUUCCCAGACAAAUUAGAACUAACUAGUUCUGUUCUGCAGUGGAUAAAAAUGAGGAUGGCUCACCUUCCAUGAAAAUGAAGAAUACUAUAAGGUAUAAAAAACAAAAUGAAAAAUAGCGCCUGUGAACACAACAUUGAUAGUUAAUGAACAAUGUAUUUUUAGGAAGUUCUUUGAUGUAGCAGCAAGAACCAGAAUUAAUUCAUUGACUUUUUGGAAGAGUGCUGUAACAAAUAGAAUGAGAUUCCGUGGUGCUUUCAUGAGAUCGUUGCAGUCUGUUUUGUAAUGAUAGCAAUGUUCAUUUGUAUUAAGUGUACUUCAUGCCAUUCCAAAGGCCCUGCCAGCUGCAAAGUUCAAUGUCUGUUCUUAUUCAGUUUUUCAAAAACGGUGAAAAAACAGAUUGUAGCUGUGUUGCUAUUUCAUUUUACAUAAUCUAUUGUCCGUCUCAUUAUUGGCCAGUUUAAAUAUAGUGCUUAAGAAUGCAGACAAUCAUGAAAAUAUUUCCCAUGUGAAACUCACACAACUGCAAAUAACUACCUAAUGUAUGGAUAGUGUGAAUGGUUAAGUAUGUAGUUUAACAAAAUGCUCAGUUGACCCACUGACUUCAUAUAACUGUAAUGCUGAAUCUAAAAGUGACUUUUGUACAGUCCAUCUACUGUAAAUACAUGCAAUUUUGCUGUAUUUAGGCUAAUUAUAUAUCCUAUUUCUUGUUUGUCUGGAGAAUCCUACAGCUGCAAAUUCAGAUUGCUUCUCACAGCCACCAUCUUCUGCAUGAAAUAUAUUAUGGUAGUCGCAGAGUCAUUUUCUGCCUGAUUAUUGUGGUUUAUGGGGCUUCUGUCAGCUCUAUCAGAUGUGAGUUUUGUGUUUUACAUUAUAUUCAGUAGUAUGCUAAUUUUUAGCAGAUGUACAGCUAUUUGAUUCAGUUAACAAAUGAUUAUUUGUUUUUAAUAAGCUUAUAAUAGAGAAUCAAGAUAACAUCAAAAACUAUAUUGAACCCUUGACAGAUUGAGAAUGUAAUAAGAGCAAAAGAGGGUUCAUUUCCUCUAUUGCAACUUGAAGCAUUCUCGUUAGAUUCCUUUGUGUACUAUUUAGUGUAGUACGUGAUCUCAUUAGUAUAAUUGGGUUAACAAGUUUGUAUUUCUCAUAGAACAUGUUACCAGUUAGCAAACUCAAAGACAUUCAUUGCAACUUGAGCUGGUAAAUGUCAACUUAAUACUUCCAGAUCAGAUCAGCAAUUGAAACAAUGAGGGCUAGAAAUUGUCUUGAGUAGCAAAAUCAGAUAUGCACUGAAUGAAUUAAUCUAAAACCUGAUUAUUGCACAUGAUCAGUGAUUAGUAUGUGCAUAGCACAUUUUCACAAUUUUGUCCUAGGUUGCCCAUGUGGAUGAAGUGCAUGCAUGUGGAGUGGUGUCCAUUAGGUGCUUCGGACAAAUUAAUUUACAUUGACAAGGACUUCAAAUGCCACAGGUUAAUUAUACCAGUCAGGCCUUAUUUGUAAAUUUAAAAGGGACCAAUGCUUGCAUGCAUCUUUUGAAUGAAGAAUUUCUAGUUCUUUAAUUUUUUGGUCACUAUUAAAGAAACACACAAGGAAGACAUUUGUGGAAGUCCUGAGAAUAAUUAUUUUCCUCUCCAUAAUCAACAAUCUGCCAAAAAAAUCACAUUUUAAGUUGAAAAAGGUUGAUAAACAAAAUUUUUUAAAAAGGGAAUGAUGGCAAAAUGAAAUAAACUUGUAGAGUACUGGAAUUACUCAGGUGAGGCAAUAUCUGUGGAGAGAAAAGUUUAACAUUUCAGGUCAAAAAGAAAUCUGUAACACCCAUUAAUUCCAGACGUCAUCUCACGUUUACAUAGAAUUUCAUUGACCUGAACUAUUAUCUCUGUUCCUCUAACUACAGAUCUUACCCGUGUAUUUCCAGCAGUUUCUGAUUUUUUUCCACCAUUUUUAUAAUUUCUAUUAGACUGAAUGAAGUGUAUUUAAAAUAAAACAUUAGAUGUUUUAACAUUUUAUAUAGUGAUGGUUUAUACACCAUCAUUAAACAGCAUCAUAUAAAACAAAAAAAUCCCUGUUAAUUGUAAAUUUUACGGAGUAGGAUUCAUGCCUGAUUUUGUGUGAUAUGGAUAUUUAUCAGAGGUGACCACUGAGUUUACUGUAACCUGCUCAAUUUAUUUGUUAAUGAUGGUUAAUUGUGCAGUGUGCAAUGACUCUUUACUUUAAUUCUCAGUAUCUUCAGGCCUAUGUAGACAAACGUUAGAUGAUUGUCAUUCGGGUGUGAACAAUGGUAGCAGCAUCUUUAUGGAAAGUAACAUUUGACUUAAAUGUGAAUGCUGGCUUUCACCAUUGCUGUAGUAACUGGAAUGCAGUAUCAAUGUGAGCAGAAACGAUAACUGAGUGAAUUUUGUAACGGAUGGCUAAUCUGUCACUGCCAGCUCAGUUUUCAGUGACAAGCUUCAACACUUACCCCAGUACUUCCAUGUUGUAUUUAUUAAUGUCUGUGAUUUUUAACAUUUAACUAGAGCAAAAUGAAACACAUUCAGCACUUCAUUUGAGCAUUACAGUUACAGAUCCUGCAACCCACAUGGGUGGUAGGGGCCCUGUACAGAGAGUGCUGCACCAGUUGCCUCCAUCUCUCAGGUUUGUGGGUGAGUGUCUGGGUUGUGGCAAAGCUCUCUCCGGUCCCCUCUGCAAUGUUGUCUGUCCAUUUCUUCCUCUGUCUGCCCCUUUUUCUUUUCCCCUGCACUGUUCCCUGAAGAAUGGUCGCUGAGACAUACCAUCUCAGUUUCCUCUUCUUUGCUGUGGACGGUAGAUCUUUGUAGUGUCUUGUGUGCGGGUGAUGAUUCUUUGUACUUUGUUGUUUGAAACAUGGUCUGUAUAGGAGAUGCCAAGGAGUCUUCUGAAGCAUCUCAUUUCUAUGCCUGGAUCUUCCUUUGCAUUUCUGCCGUCAAAGUCCAUGACUUGCAUGCAUACAAGAAGAUGGAGAGCACAAGUGCAUGCAGGAGGUUCAAAUUGGAUCUGAGAGUAAUGUUGUUGCCUCUCCAGACUGGUUUUAGUUCAGGCAGUGUUGCUAUUGUUUGAGCUGUUCUUGCAUGAUGGAGCCAAGAUUUAACAGUCUCUAGUUCCUGUCAGAUUGUCUCCUCACUAUUUCUCAUCAGCUUGGUUUUCUCUGCACUGGUCUCCAUGCCGUAUCUGGUAGGUAUAUCAUCCAGAUGGUUCACAAGGCAGACCAAUUCAUCCUUACUUCCUGCCAGCCCAUCAACGUCAUUCGUGACCCUGAAGUUGGUUAUGAUCUGUCCUCUGAUGCUGACUGUACUGAUAUGGUCUUCCAGGGUAUCUGUCAUUAUUUGCUCCAGGAAAAUGUUGAACAGCGUGGGUGAAAGGAGGCAGCCUUGUUGGACUGCAGCUGAUGUGUGAAACCACUCUCCAACUGUGCCUUGAACAAGUAGUGCACUGCUAGGUUUGGUUAGAGCUGCUUUAUAGUUUGGACCAGCCUCUGGCCCAGGUUGUAUCUCUUCAUUGUGCCCCAGAGUGCAUUGUACCACACCCUAUCAAAUGCCUUCUUGAAGUGUAUGAUCACAUGGAAGAUGUCCUGUUGAUGUUGGUUGUGUUUUUCGCAAAAUACUUGGAGGUUGAAUAUCUGUCCUGUUGUCCUGCUUCCACUUCUGAAUCCGGCUUGCUUGUUGGUGAUUAGUUCUUCUGCCUGUGGUUUCAGUCUGUUCAAGAUGACUUUCAACAUCACUGCUUGCAUGGCUGACAAGACUUAUGGUUCUAUAAUUCUGGCACUGCUGUAAGUUGGCUUUCUUUGGGAGAGUGAUGAUGAGUGAUUUUGUCCAGGGUGUUGACCAUUCUCCAGUCUGCCAGAUUUUGUUGCAGAUAUUAUUGAAGAUGUCUAUCACUGUCUCUCCUCCGUGUUUUAUCAGCUCAGCUGGGGUGUUGGCUAUUUCUGCAGCUUUCCUAUUCUUCAGCGAUCUAAUGGCUCCUUCUACUUCUUCCCACAGAAUUGGAAAGUCAUCGUGGUUUGAUGAUUCCUGGUUUGCAAGUAUGCUGGGGUCUCCUUGGUUUUAAAGGUCUGAAUAAUUCUCAGUCCACCUGUUGAGAAUGUCUUCAUCUUCUGUGAGAGAGCUUCCUUCUUCGUCCUGGAUGGUGCUGAUUCGUGACUGUCUCUGCUUAGUAAGGUCCUUCACAAUUUGGAAUGCUCACCUGCAGUUGUUCUUGUUCAGGUUAUCUUCUAUCUCUGUACACUGUCUCUCAAUCCAUUCAUCCUUGGUCUUGAUGAUAUUUUUCCUGAUCUUGCUGACCUCUCUGCAUGCUACAGCUCCUGUUGUUGUGUUCUUAGUUUUCUUCAGGUCUCUUCUAGUGUCACACAUUUCCAGGAUCUCCUCUGUUACCCAGGGUUGAGUUUUCUGGUGGUGUUUUCCUAUUAUCUCAUUGGCUGUUUCUGUCAUCACUUCAUUGAACUUAGCUGUCAAUGCCUCAGCAUCUUUGUCAAGCGUCAGCAGUGGUGCAAAUGCUCCACCAACUGUAACUGAAGGAUUCCUUCAGUCUCUUCAAGUUGAAUUUUAUUCUGAUAUUCUUGGGCUUCUUGUCUUUCUUCAGUCUGAUACAAAAGUUCAUUAUCACCAAGUCAUGGUUUCUUCCAAUAUCAGCACCUGGGAACAUCCUUGUUGUGGCUCUCUUGACCCCAGAUUGACACCAGUUCUGUCUCAGUAUGUAACCAAUCUGGCUGUAAUGUAUUCCAUUGGGUGCCUGCCAGGUCCAGUGUUCUCUGUUCUGUUCUCCAAGAUGUGUUCUCCAACACAUCUGCUGUAGCUGGUGAACUCAUGCAGGUAUAAUCCUCGCUCAUUUAUUAUGGCAUUACAGGAGAGGCUGCAGAAUUCCUUCCUGUCUUACAGUGCAUCUGCAUCCACCUUGGCAUUCCAGUCCCCCUGGAUGAUUAGAAUAUGAGCAUUGACUAUACAAAAUAGUCAUAUUUUGGUGGUACAUUACUAACCAACCCAUCCAUAUUUUCAUCAAGGUCACUUACAUAUAUUAAGAAACAGCUGAAGUGACAAACUGAAUCCCUGCAGAGCAUCACUAGUCACAGACCUCCAGCCAAAAGAAGUCCCAUUGACCACUGAAAAGGCAGUCUUCUAUGGGCAAGUCAGUUCCCAACUUAAAUGGCCAAUUCUCCGUGGAUCCUUUGUACUGUAAUUUUCCAGAUGAGCCUACCAUGACAAACACCUCACUAAAAUCUAUGUAGACAACAUCCACAGCUCUACCUUCAUCAGCCAUCUUCAUCAUCUACUUGACAAAAUUCAAUCAAGUUAGUAAGAUACAACUUGCUCAUACAAAUCCAGCCUGACUGUCCCUAAUUAAGCCUUUUCCAAAUGCUCAGAAAUUCUAUUCCUCAGAAUCGAGUGGUUUCUGUACCACCAACAUGGGACUGACUGGUCUGUAAUUUCCAGGGUUAUCCCUAGUUCCCAUUUUGAAUAAGUGUUAGCAUUAGCUACUCGCCAGGUCCUCUGGGACCUCACCUGUGGUUGGAAAGUAAUUUUUGGUCGAGCCCCAGUAAUCUCAUCUCUUGCCUCUCCAAUAAUCCGGCGUAUAUCCCGGCAGGCCCUGUAGAUUUAUCCAGCUUUUUUUUAAAAAGAGAUUGAACACCACCUCCUCCUUUAUCUCAAAAAUGUAUUGGCAUAUUAGUUUGCACUUCAGCUUCAGAUGGUCCUGUUUCUCAGAUGCAAAAUGAGUUGUCAUCUUCUCAGACUGCUAUAAAGGCAAUCCGCGAACAGACAGUAAUGUAAAAUGAAAACCAUUCAUUAAAAGAAAAUUGGAGAGCAAAAAUAUAGAGAAGUAAAUACAAAAGAUCACUGCACCAUUUUUUUCCAGGUCAUAAAUAGAAAUACCUAACACCCCUGAACAAAACAUUUAAUUUCAGUCAUGUAGAUAGUUUUCUGUGGCAGCCUGGCAGUGCAAUUUUAGAGCACCCUAUAAUGCUUUUCAUGGAAUAAGUCUUUGAAUGAAGUGAUGUUUGUUUGUUUUUAAUACAAUGUGCAUGAAAAAAGUUUGCAAAUUGAUGUGAUGGCCUUGCAUUGAUCACUACUAGUUUGGAGAAAGACCAUGCAUAGCUAUGCAUUAUACCACAGUCCCACCUACCUGAAGGAGAUUUUGCAGGGUGUUAAAGCAGGGAAAACUGGGUAAAUGAAACUUUGCAAUAUACAAAUGCCCACUGGAACUUGUAAAGAAUGCUCCUUGGGGUGAGGGAACUUCUAUUGAAAACUGUUAAAUGGACUGCCCAAUGGAGUGUGAUUUGUUGCUGUGUAUUAUGUAAUAUGUACGCAAUGUAUUUCAGCACAAUCUCAGUGUAAAAUAAUUGUACUAUAUUUUUGUAUUUUAGCUAAAUGUAAAUAAUGUAUCUUGAACAAACUGUGUGUGACCAUCAGAAAUAAAAGUGUAAAUAUGUGUCUCUUAAACAAGAAUCAGAGAGAAUAAUAUGAAAGCGAAUUAUGUAAUGAUAAGUGGCAAUGGAUAUAAAAAACUGAAGUUUAAUUUUCACUACAAAUAAUAAUCUUCCAUUUUGAUUAAUGUUCUCUGUUUGUUCAAAUAAAAGC